Molecule: messenger RNA, 1533 nt
Organism: Penicillium subrubescens
Lineage: Eukaryota; Fungi; Ascomycota; Eurotiomycetes; Eurotiales; Aspergillaceae
Product: putative chromosome segregation protein (Pcs1)
Exons: 3
Coding region: 1-1533 (510 amino acids)
Biological process (GO): homologous chromosome segregation; attachment of mitotic spindle microtubules to kinetochore; meiotic sister chromatid segregation
Cellular component (GO): nucleolus; chromosome, centromeric core domain; mitotic spindle
Molecular function (GO): microtubule site clamp; protein binding
Source: RefSeq, a predicted model, not a curated record
AUGCCAAAACGGAAAGCUCCUUCAAAACUCUCUGGCCUUGUUGGCUCAGAUGAUGAGGAUGUACUUCAAUUUACUGAAAACGAGUCCGUCCCCUCCCACGACCCUCAGGAGGAGCCUCCCGCCAAGAAACGUCGCGGUCGACCGCGUACAUCCGCUGAAACCGCAACUACCACCAAAGCUUCCGCUCCGGUAAGGAAACAAGCAGCCGCUCAAGCACCACAAGAAGAGGAACAAGCGUCAGUACCAAAAAAAGCGCCAGCUCGGCGUGGGCGGGCGCGCGGCGCCUCAGAAGUCCCCGAGCCGCAGACGCGGAUGGCUGUCCCAGUAGAGGUUACGGGCGAAGAAUCAAAUGAACAGGAAAAUGAGGACCCUUCAGCAUCAAAAUCUACAAAAAACGCGAGAGCAAGCAGGGCCACGACAGCAGCAACUCGUGGACGAGGCCGAGCUCGUGCAAGCACCGCCAGGCCAGUGCAAACAGACGGAGAGUUCGAGUACACACCAACCCGCGCUGUGCCACAACAAAGGAUACCCGAAAUGAGUGAGACGCAGCAGACUGAUGGAGCGGCAGAUGAAGUUGUAGAUGAGUCCAUGCUGGAUGAUAACCAGCACCCAGCUCCCUACGUGCCAUCGUCCGUUGUGAAAAAUGCCAGGGCGCGACUCGCCACGUUGAAGAAUACUCGUGACUCCUCACCUAGUAAGCGCAAGUCCAGCGCGGCUAUUGAUCAAGGCGGGGAUCCGGAUUUGAGGCGUAAGAUUGGUGAAAUUACCAAGAAACACGAUGCGCUAGAGUCAAGAUAUCGCAACCUACGUGAGAUCGGAGUCGUAGAGGCCAACGCGAACAUGGAGAAACUACGUAAGCAAUGUGAAAAUAUCACUACAGCAUCCAACGAACUUGUUGCUUCGCUAAGAUCAGAGCUGGAAGCGCAGCGAACCUUAGGCUCACAGAGCCGCAAUCUGCAGAAACAACUGAAAGAGCGGGAUGCCGAAAUGGCCAAGCUCAAGGCCCAAGCAGACGAGGCGCGCUCUCAACUUGCCUCUUCACAAUCCGAGAUCAAGGCCCUGCAGACGAAGCUUGCCGCUGCACGCAACACGGCUGCCAGCCUCGAGGCUACCAAGGUCCCAGGAAGUGCCAUCAAGGGUGGCGCAGCCAACCGGGCAACCGCAGCUGCCACUGCCGAGGCGGCUCAGGUCGCCCAGCUUGCGCAACUGAAGGAGGAUCUCUACACUGAUUUCACCGGACUGAUCAUCCGUGAUGUCAAGAACCGCGAGACAGAUCAUCUCUAUGACUGCAUCCAAACCGGUGUCAAUGGAACACUUCAUUUCAAGUUGGCCAUUCCCAAGGUGGCUAGCUCAGAGUAUGAGCAGGCCGAGUUCCAGUAUCUCCCGCUGUUGGAUGCCAGCCGUGAUCGGGAGCUUGUUAAUAUUUUGCCAGACUUUUUGACCGUUGAUAUUACUUUCAAGCGAGAGCAGGCGUCCAAGUUUUACACACGGGUGAUUGACGCCCUUACCAAACGGCGGACCAGCACAUCAUGA